AAUUUAAUUACUCGUGCGUGAUUGGAACAUGGAUGCGUUUUAAACAAUGCGCGGAUCCACAGCGAUGUCGAUUAAUUAAAGAGCGAGAAGCUUAAACAGCUUCGUCAUACGUGACGCGCGUGUGUGUUUCAAUUUUCUUUGAAUAGAGAGCACUCUUCCUCCGCCGGCGAUCGAAGGUAAUUUGAUCGGGCGCCUCCGAGAUCCAGCUCCGGAAUCCCCGAAAGAAACUCAGAGGCGCGAGUUAUUGAUCAACUCUGGCCAGCGCCAGACAGAGAAGGAGAGAGAAGGAGAGGGAGAGGGAGAGGGAGAGGGAGUGAGAGGAGAUCGUGCACGACGGGGAGCCGUGAGUGACGGGGAGGGGAGGAAUAAACGUGUGAAGCGGAGAGGGGGAAAAGUGUCGUGCGCGAGUAUAUGAAAAAGGGGAAAAAGGGGGAAAAAACGUGGAAUCAAGAAGAAGGGGGGAGAUUGAUCGUGACACAGGGGGGGGAGAAGAAAAUUUCGAGGGAGGAGAUAAUCGAGAUAGCGUACAAUAGUUGGGCAGUGACGAAAGUGUCGAAUGAAUUUUUCGUGUCGGGGAGAAGGUUGCUCGGUGAUCGGAUGUAUAACUGAAGAAAGGAAGAAAGGAAGGCUUUUGGGUUCCUUUCCUUCCAUGGACAAGCGCGGUAGAAGAUAAUCGAGCGCACCUCGAGCCAGGACCGCCGACAUCCAAGGGGGUCCAACGCGUUACUUUCCUCGGGAUAAUGCGAAGCCUGGAGAGGUUAUCGGGUAGCGAUCAAGACUGUGAUCAGGAGAUGUAUAUCGACCUGGACGACGCUUCCGUCGACUCGCUUACCGGAAAACGAAGUCGCCAUCAUGUCGUCGGCGCGGAGGUGGGCGAGGAGAGCGACAGCAGCGGGAGCGAAAGAAGCCCUAAACAGGCUAAAAGAAGGAAUCGUGGUGGUCCACCGACGACGAGGAGGCGAAAAAGCGGGAUCUCUGCGCGGGAAAGGAACCUGAGGAGGCUCGAGAGCAACGAGAGAGAAAGAAUGAGAAUGCAUUCCCUAAAUGACGCUUUCGAGCAACUACGCGAGGUGAUACCGCACGUAAAGAUGGAGAGGAAACUCAGCAAAAUAGAGACGCUCACGUUGGCCAAGAAUUACAUAAUGGCCCUGACAAAUGUCAUAUGCGAAAUGCGUGGGGAGGAGCAACCGUACACAUUCGUCGAUGGCGAAUGUGGCUCCAGCAGUGGCGACAGCACAGGCCAAUUAGAAUUAAGCGGCGGUGAGCAACCGGAAGAGGCAUCACCAGCAUCGAUGCACGAAACCAACAAUAAUAGUCUGCUCCACGAAGAUUUAGAGCGUAGGAUACCAUAGCUGGUCUAAUUGCGCCCUCUACAAUCUGAUCGAUCCUCUGUUGAUAAAUACCAAUUCGAUGAAGCGUGAACUUCAUUCGAGAACCGUCUUCCCGAAACGAAUAAAAUAAACAGAAGAAUCAGCCACUGAUUAAAUUUAUAAAAAAUAAAUGAAGGAGAGAAAAAAAAAAGAGAGAAAUAACAAUGACAAGAGAAAAAAAAUAAAAAAGAGAAUAGAAAACUUCAUCGAACUUAAGAAGGAGAAAUGAGAAUACUGAACAGAGAAUCAUCGUUGUCGAAAUGGUCGUUAAAAUAGCCACUUGAGAUUUAUUGAAGAAGAUGCAAUUCGGCUUUUACGAAAUGAUCCGUCCCAAGGUCGACCUCUGGAGAUCUUUCGAAGGCCAACAAGGUGCGAGGUUGACAGAGAAAGAGAAAAAGACUGACUUUACGGCCAAUUCGGCUGGAGAAUUCUCUGCUUCUUUUUUUUUUUUUUUCAUCUCUGUCGCGAAUUAUAUUUUUUUUCUUCUCCUUUUUCCGAUGAUAUCGUUACCUUGAAACAUCUCGGAUGUUUCGAUUACAUAGUCGGACACCGAUAUAAAAUGGCUCACACACAUAUCGAUUGUCGCGAUUUCGUAUUUUAAGUGUAUCAGUCAUGUGCCAAAGGUAUUCGAACAGAAAUUGGAAAUAAUGAUAUAUCGGCGGGGAUAACUCGGUCGAUAAAGAAGCGAUCGAAGCUACAAAAACUCGCAAUUCAAACGAUUUUUUUUUAAAAGAAGAUGAUAAUCGAAGAAAGAAAAUUCUCGUGAUGGAUUGGCCAAAAUUUGAAGCAUCUCGAGGUCGACGCCGUAAAAUCGGAUCGCAUUGACAACGAUAAAUGAUCAGUGUACGACUCGAUGAAAACAAAGUGUGUGAGAAACUGUGAUAGAAUUUCGUAUUAGAACCUCGUUGCACAUUGUCCCGCGCGUGACAUCGUGCUUAAAUACUUUUAUUUUUUUUUUUUUUUUCUUUCUUUGUGGUAAUUGUCUUACGGUCUGCAAAUUGGACAGGAAACAAUGGAAAUGCUCGUCAGACCGGAAAUGGCCGUCUCCGAAAUGAGAUGACCGAUUGAGAUGAAACGACACGACAAUCGCUGUUCCAACAACGUAGAACGACAACGAGAAAAAAUUAUGGAAAUGAUUGCAGCGAAGAAAUUAUCUGGCUCGUUUUAACGCGAUUUAAACAUCAAACGGAAAUACAAAAAUUGAAAAUUAUUGUUUGAUUUAAAAUAAUCUACAAAAAAAAUUUAACAUUUAAAUAAAAUAAAGUGAAAGAAAUGUCUUAUGAUAAUACAUCGACAAGUUACAGAUUAUAGGUUAGAAACUUUUUUUACUAAGAAAUUUUAUAAUUUCUUCAUGUAUACAUGAAAAUAUUUUCUUAUCUCGUAUUAAGUAAAAGUAUAAAAGUCUAACAAAGUAUAUACUAUACAAAUAUUAUAAAAA
Molecule: messenger RNA, 2808 nt
Organism: Apis cerana (Asiatic honeybee)
Lineage: Eukaryota; Metazoa; Arthropoda; Insecta; Hymenoptera; Apidae
Product: class A basic helix-loop-helix protein 15
Biological process (GO): sensory organ development; positive regulation of transcription by RNA polymerase II; axon development
Cellular component (GO): nucleus
Molecular function (GO): E-box binding; DNA-binding transcription factor activity, RNA polymerase II-specific; protein dimerization activity
Source: RefSeq, a predicted model, not a curated record